Messenger RNA from Paralichthys olivaceus (Japanese flounder), 598 nucleotides. The record is from RefSeq and is a predicted model, not a curated record. NCBI's taxonomy places the organism in Eukaryota, Metazoa, Chordata, Actinopteri, Pleuronectiformes, Paralichthyidae.
ACGUUGGAGAGGAACUGGAGGACGAUCAGGGACGAGGCUCUGGCUGUGAUGGAUCAAAACACCGGACUGUUCGUACCUGAGGAGGAAAACCUGCGAGAGAAAGGAGAGUGGGGCCAGUACACACUGUGGCAACAAGGGAGGAAAGAUGGAAAUUCAUGUCAGGGCGUCCAGAAGACGUGUUCACUGCUGGAGAGAUACACUGAAGCUACAGGCUGCAAGAGAGGACAGAUUAAGUUCUCGGUGAUGCAGCCAGGAACUCAUGUUUGGCCUCACACUGGUCCGACUAACUGCAGACUGAGGAUGCACCUCGGCCUCGUCAUCCCCAAACAUGGCUGCAGGAUCCGCUGCACCAACCAGACCAGGGAGUGGGAGGAGGGUAAAGUCCUGAUCUUCGACGACUCCUUCGAGCACGAGGUUUGGCAGGACGCCGACAGUUACCGCCUCAUCUUCAUCGUUGACGUCUGGCACCCAGAGUUAACGAAGUACCAGCGCCAGACUCUGAGCGCCAUUUAGGAACCGGACGUGACGGAGGACUGCAGACCCGCUGACAAUCUGAACUCUUGUCAGAAACACGAGCAGCUGAGUCUGAGAGGAGACA